Molecule: messenger RNA, 489 nt
Organism: Penicillium diatomitis
Lineage: Eukaryota; Fungi; Ascomycota; Eurotiomycetes; Eurotiales; Aspergillaceae
Exons: 3
Coding region: 1-489 (162 amino acids)
Source: RefSeq, a predicted model, not a curated record
AUGUCAGAAUUUGAUAAACUUCACGUCAAGAUGGGAAAGAGAGACGUUUCGUUCUCUGUCGAGGCCUGUCAAGGACGAUGUUCUCAACUGCAUGGAAUUACUGAUGGCGCCUUUAAGGGUCUGAGUACAGUGGCAGACGUUCUCGCUGUGAGAACUUCAGAAGGGAGAGAAUCAUAUAUACUUGAGUGGAAUGAGAGUGUGAAGAAGCUUCCAUUCCUUAGGAUAAGGACCCCAUCGAAAGGAAGGAUUAUCCUUUUCUUCUAUGCACUAAAAUUUCACCUGUCUAGCUCAGCGCAGUGCUUCAAGGACCCACUGCGCGUAUAUAGGAUUCGUGGUGCUGUUGCAAAUUGCACUGACCGUAAGUCAUUCCUGUUCUUCUCAGACAAUCAGCGCUUACAUUAUUCAGCCAAGGCAUCGGAGGCGACCUGCAGUCAGGCUCUCGAUCAUCAAAGCCAUAACACAUAUAUUAAAUACCAAUCUGUGCUGUAA